Messenger RNA from Sclerotinia borealis F-4128, 1188 nucleotides. Lineage: Eukaryota; Fungi; Ascomycota; Leotiomycetes; Helotiales; Sclerotiniaceae. The record is from the annotation of a GenBank genome assembly.
AUGUCUUCUAAAGAUGUAACGCCUAAAUCACCAAGACUUCACCACAUAGAUACAUCAUCUAAUGGUGGUGUUUCUGGUCCCUUCUGGGACGCAUCCGAUCGUUGCUUCUGGUUGAUGAACAAUCGACAAAUUUACACUCACUCUGAAGGUUACAGCGGAAGUUCCGCCUGCGCAACUAUUGCGUCCGCAAACCCCAAUUCUGCUUACCCAGCCGGCUGGUCCAAAGGUCAGCGCACAAGAUCUCUGUCGGGUUCCGAUGCUUCGCCAAAUUCAGCAUCACACGAAUCCAAACGCAUCCGUCUAGAGUCCUUUGCAGGUGUACCUCUACAAAACACGGUAUCUAAACAGCCUUCGCGACAGGGCACCCCAGAACAGCAGCGCAAAUUUCCACAAUACGACUUAUCUAAUCUUCCACCACCACCUCCCUUCCCACGUCAACGAUCUCAAUCAGUUCGCUUCUCCCCGAACAUAUCUUAUUCGGACGAUCCUUUGAAGAAACACAAUCCAGGACCAUCUCAACCCAGCUUCCUUCAACGCUCUCAAUCCGUCCGUCUCGAAACCGAGCACGACCCAGGCUUCGUCCGCUCCAGCAAUCCAUCUCCCUCUACGCCCCCCUCUUCAUCUUCUCAUUCCCAUCACACCUCCCUCCCUACCCGCACCCUGUCAACCUCAACCUCAGCAUCAGCAUCAGCAUCAGCAUCAGCAUCAGCAUCAGCAUCAGCAUCAGCAUCCACAUCAACAUCAAAAUCCACCUCAACAUCCACCUCAACCUACAGCACCCUCCCCCCUAGCACCCGCUACACCCCUUCCAACUACCAUCACAACCACGACCCCGAACACGAAGACGAAGAUUUAUCCUCCCCCUCCUCAGCCUAUUCCUACACCCAAUCCCCCUCUUCCUCUUCCACCCACCGCUCCCCCUCAUCCCGCGGUCGUCACGAAUCACACCAUCAACGCACGCACCACCGACGCAUCGAAUACGACUACGACACCGACAGUGAAAUCUCGACUCGGAAAGAAAAGAAACUAAUCAAACAGAAACGCACUCGUGAACGUACUCCUGAUGAACAGAAGAAACACGAGAAAACCUUGAAGGGUAUUGGGGAGACGGGGCGGGGAGAUAUGGGACGAGCAGCGUUCUUGGGCGUCUUGCCUAUUGUGUGUCUUUUGGUUCAACUUGCGGCUUGA